Molecule: messenger RNA, 3468 nt
Organism: Helobdella robusta
Lineage: Eukaryota; Metazoa; Annelida; Clitellata; Rhynchobdellida; Glossiphoniidae
Exons: 21
Coding region: 1-2907 (968 amino acids)
Biological process (GO): nuclear-transcribed mRNA catabolic process, 3'-5' exonucleolytic nonsense-mediated decay
Cellular component (GO): Ski complex
Molecular function (GO): ATP binding; nucleic acid binding; RNA helicase activity
Source: RefSeq, a predicted model, not a curated record
AUGAAGACGAAGUAUCAAUUCAGAUGGAUUAUUUCUCUUCCCUGGACCCUGGCUUGCCUCCAUUGUUUCAGAGUACCACAGAUGCUGUCCGUGACAUCUUCACCAACAUUGAUGAUCUGCACAUUCAUACAAUACAAACUUCUAAAUGGUGGAUUCGACAAACCAGACAUAGGUGAAUUGUUAAAAGAUGGACUGGCUGAUGACGACCAUGAUAUCCUCCAAACUGAUAACUUGCUCACCACACCGCCGGGUUUUUCCAUUGGUGGAAAUUUCAAAAGAAAGAACUGUGAUUGGCUGACGACAGACCAAUCAGCCGCCUCCUUGUCUCUCAACAGUUUAAAAGAAUUGUUUGAAGAUGAUGAUACUGGCAUUUUUAGCCUUGCAAAGAAGACAAAAGUUGACGGUGAUGGUGAAGUUUUCAAGGAAACGGAAGCUGACGUAUCAUCAGAGGGUCUUAAGAGGUUGACAUCAGAAGUUAUAGUGCUCUCUCACAUUCACGAGGCUAUUAGCUCCUCCCACUCAUCAUACAACAACCAAUCAUCGUCGAGGAAUAAUUAUGACGAUGAUGGCGAGGAUGUUGCGGGAAAGUUUGUCAAUGUCGUCGAUGUUCAGAAGCCAGUUAAAAAUUUUAGAAAACUUCUGCCCGUCAUGGCGCUCAAUUUCGAGUUUGAGUUGGACAGCUUUCAGAAGCAAGCCAUCCUGUUGAUGGAGAGGAAGCAGAAUGUUUUCGUGGCAGCCCACACUUCCGCCGGCAAGACCGUCGUUGCUGAGUACGCCAUAGCCCUCUCCCUCAAUCACAUGACCAAAGUCAUAUACACCUCCCCCAUCAAAGCUCUAUCCAAUCAGAAGUUCCGAGAUUUUAAAAAUAAAUUCGGCGACGUGGGAUUGGUCACUGGAGAUGUGCAGAUCGCACCGGAAGCUAAUGUCCUUGUUAUGACCACUGAGAUCUUGCGGUCUAUGUUGUACAACGGAUCUGACGUCAUCAGGGAUCUGGAGUGGGUGAUCUUCGAUGAGGUGCACUACAUCAAUGAUGCUGAUAGAGGUGUGGUAUGGGAGGAGGUGUUGAUCUUGUUGCCUGAGCACGUAAAGAUUGCCAUGCUCAGUGCCACCGUGCCCAACACUAAAGAGUUUGCUGAAUGGGAGGACGAAGAAGAAGAUGGUGAGCGUGAUAAGCACAACAAAGCGGCCAGUGCCCCUGGAGCACUUUAUCUACACAGGCACCAACCAGAAAACUUCCAAGGAGAACAGCAGAUCUGGUUGUCACUGAUUCACGAAUUGGAGAGACAGAGCAAACUCCCCGCUGUUUCGUUCGUCUUCUCGAAGAAGAGGAUCAACGAGAAUGCCGACAGGUUGACCUCUCUCGACUUGUUGGACUCGUCGGAAAGAAGCAAGGUGGUCGUCUUCUUCAACAAGUGUCUUCAAAUGCUCAAACCUCCAGAUAGGGAACUGCCACAGGUUCGAAGUUUGAGGGAUCUGCUGGUCAGGGGCAUUGGGGUGCACCACAGUGGCAUCCUGCCCAUACUGAAGGAGAUCGUCGAGAUGCUCUUUCAGAGGGGGCUUGUUAAGGUGAAUACAUUCAGAUGGCUGGAAGAGCUGGAAGAAGAGGAUUGGAUAAGACAGAGCAAACUGACCAGUUCAUCAUUCUCAUCGAAGACCUUGGUGGUUGGCAGAUUGGUGGCCGUCAGUAAGAUUGGCGAUUGCGAUGACGUCAUCGGUGUUCUGCUCUCUACUGCUUCCGGCAUCGGUUCAGGGAAGCACUACAAAGUACUUGUCAACUGCGACAGCAAACUGAACAACACUCUACCUGCAGAUGAUAGCAAGGACAUCAAACCGAAACACUACGUUGGUCUGAGGCCUUACCUGCCGACUGGCUCCAUCUCGGCUAGGAUAUUUGAAUUGAGCGCCAACCGUUUCAGCGCUAUUUUUAGGAAUUGUUUAAAAGUGAAUGCCGAUAAAAUUAUUGAAGACGUCAGGAAGAGAGAUAUGCCGAGGUUCAAAGAUGAUCUGCCGUCACCGAGCACUCAACAGGCCAGUCAGGAACUGAUGAAAAUUGCGAAGGAUAUUUACGCUGGCGACAACGGCAAGAAUCCAACCCCACCGGCUCUACUUGAUCCAGUGUCUGACCUGCAUAUCCAUGAGGUUGAUGUGGUCGAGUUGUCUCAGAGAUACAAGUUCCUCGAAGGUUUUGGAUCCGGAGAGGAGUUUAAGUGCCAGGAGAGUGACCUGUUUGUUGAGAAGUUUAGAGAAUACAGAGCCGAAGCAAAAAUUGACGAGGAGAUGAAAGAAAUACGGUACAAGUUGUCUGAUGAGAGUCUGCUCUUUCUGCCUGAAUACCAACAACGAGUUGAAGUACUGCGGUCGUUGAAAUGCGUCGACCCGCGUUCGAACACGAUCCGCUUGAAAGGCAAGGUGGCUUGCGAGAUCAGCCACCAGGAGCUGAUCCUCACCGAGGUCAUCUUCCAGAAUAUCCUCUCCGAUUUCCCACCCGAAGUCAUUGCCGCCCUGCUAUCAUGCUUGGUGUUUGAGCAGAAGAGGUGCUCCGAGCCGAAUCUCAACAAAGUUUUGAAUGAGGCCAAAGAGAAGUUCGUCAGACUGGCUGCCAACUUAACAGAAGUUCAGCGUCAGCAUGGAUUGUUAGGAGUGGAUGUGCUGGAGGAAUGCAACUUCGGCUUGAUGGAAGUUGUUUACGAGUGGGCCAAGGGUGUGCCAUUCGCUAAGUUGAUGGAGCUGACAGAUGUGGAGGAAGGGGUGAUUGUUCGGUGCAUCCAGCGGCUCAGUGAGACCUUCAGGGAUCUGACGAAGGUGAGUAACAUCAUCGGAGACCCUGUACUCAGUAAGAAGGUGGAGGAAGGUCUGAGGAUGAUUAAGAGGGACAUCGUGUUUGCUGCUAGUCUCUACGUGCAGUGAUCCUGGUGACGUGAGCAGCUGCUUAUGGUGAUGAUGUUUUGAUGACGUGAUUGAUGAUGUAGUGGUGAUGUGCUGAUGAUGUGGUAAGAAAAUGUUGUCUGUCUGUAUGCAUGUGCAGUGAUGGUGGUUCGGGUUUUACGGUGGUACGUUUGUUCAGCAUGAAGUUAAAUGAUGAUGAUCUGGCGAUGAUGUUGCUAUGAUGUUAUGAUGGUCUGGUGAUGAUGAUGAUAUUUGAUGAGGUGAUGCUUUUAAAGGAAGUUAUGAUUGUAGUAAAGGUGAUGCUGACGUUAAUGGUUAUGAGGGAUGACGGCGAUAGAUGUUGUGGUGAAAGUGAUAAUAUCGUCGUGAUGUGAUGGUGGUCUCUGAUGACGUAUCAACCGAUGCGUCAUGAUUGUUGUGAUGUUCAUGAUUGAAUAAUUAUGUUUUAUUUGUUUAUUUGGUUUUUAACUUAUUAUCAUCUUAUAAAAUCAAUCAAUCAAUCAAUCAACCAACAAUCAAUUAAUCAAUCAAUCAAUUAGCUUAUGAAGCGAUAUUUUCGUAUAAAAAAAACCAUAUAAACUU